Messenger RNA from Enhydra lutris kenyoni (northern sea otter), 1943 nucleotides. RefSeq names its product Rh family C glycoprotein. Gene Ontology annotation, molecular function: ammonium channel activity. Gene Ontology annotation, cellular component: basolateral plasma membrane; plasma membrane; apical plasma membrane. The transcript is spliced from 11 exons. Gene Ontology annotation, biological process: ammonium transmembrane transport; ammonium homeostasis. The record is from RefSeq and is a predicted model, not a curated record. Bases 93 to 1472 code for a protein of 459 amino acids. NCBI's taxonomy places the organism in Eukaryota, Metazoa, Chordata, Mammalia, Carnivora, Mustelidae.
CUUCCCGGGUCUUAUAAGCCUCUCCCGCCUGCGAGUGUGGGUCCGAACUGCCCGCUGCCCUGCCCGGCCAGGCGCCCCGCCCUCCCCGCAGCAUGGUCUGGAACACCAACCUCCGCUGGCGGCUGCCGGUCACCUGCCUGCUCCUGCAGGUGGCCAUGGUGGUCCUCUUCGGCGUGUUUGUGCGCUACGAGGCCGAUGCCGACGCCCACUGGGCCGACAAUAAGGCGCAACACAACACCAGCGACCUGGAGAACGAAUUCUACUACCGCUACCCGAGCUUCCAGGACGUGCACGUGAUGAUCUUCGUGGGCUUCGGCUUCCUCAUGACCUUCCUGCAGCGCUACGGUUACAGCUCUGUGGGCUUCAACUUCCUGCUGGCGGCCUUCGGCAUCCAAUGGGCGCUGCUCAUGCAGGGCUGGUUCCACUCCUACCACGAAGGCUACAUUCACGUGGGCGUGGAAAACCUCAUCAAUGCGGACUUCUGCGUGGGCUCUGUCUGUGUGGCCUUUGGGGCAAUUCUGGGCAAAGUCAGCCCUGUCCAGCUACUCAUCAUGACUCUCUUCCAAGUGACCCUCUUUUCAGUGAAUGAGUACAUCCUCCUCAGUCUGCUAGAGGUAAAGGACGCAGGGGGCUCUAUGACCAUCCACACAUUUGGUGCCUACUUUGGGCUCACAGUGACCUGGAUCCUCUACCGGCCCGGCCUACAUCAGAGCAAGGAGAGGCAGAAAGCUGUGUACCACUCGGACCUCUUUGCCAUGAUUGGCACCCUCUUCCUGUGGAUGUACUGGCCCAGCUUCAACUCAGCUGUGUCCAACCACGGAGACGCCCAGCACCGAGCUGCCAUCAACACCUACUGCUCGUUGGCAGCCUGCGUGCUCACCUCGGUAGCACUGUCCAGCGCCUUGCACAAGAAGGGCAAGCUGGACAUGGUGCACAUCCAGAAUGCCACGCUCGCAGGAGGGGUGGCCGUGGGGACGGCCGCUGAAAUGAUGCUCAUGCCUUACGGCUCCCUCAUCGUUGGCUUCAUCUGCGGCAUCGUCUCCACCCUGGGUUUUGUAUACCUGACGCCAUUCCUGGAGGCCAGGCUGCGGAUCCAGGACACGUGCGGCAUUCACAACCUGCACGGCAUUCCCGGCAUCAUCGGUGCCAUCGUGGGUGCCGUGACCGCGUCUUGCGCCACCACAGAUGUGUAUGGAAUAAACGGGCUUGCCCUUGCCUUUGGCUUUGAUGGUUUCAAGACUAACUGGAACGCAAGCAUGCAGGGCAAGUUUCAGGCUGCUGGUCUCUUUGUGUCCCUGGCCAUGGCCCUGGUGGGCGGCGGCAUUGUGGGAAUUAUCCUGAAACUGCCAGUCUGGGGACAACCCGCUGAUGAGAACUGCUUUGAGGAUUCGGUCUACUGGGAGACGCCUGAGGAGCCAAAGAGCACAGUCUUGUAUCCUGAGGACUCUACCCUCAAGCCCGCAGAACCUUAAACUCCCAGGCCAGGUGAGAAGCAGGCUUCACAGACUGCCCCGGUGCUCCCAAAGGAGCCGUGCUGACCAAGCUGGGAACACAAGAGCAAGGCGAGCGGCACCCCACUGCUGGCCUGGCCCAGGGUGCCUCCCUUCCCUUCCCCUUCAUCCCAGGGGGCCUGCCUGAGAAUGGAGAAGGAAGAGGUAUAGACAAAGUGGGCAUCCAAGCCAGGUUCUGGCUGAGGAGACCUGCCUCCAGCGGUCUUGGUGGCCACAUCCUGGGAAAAGCAGGCAGGAGUGGGGCUGGGAGCUGGCCGUGGACCCGAGCCCUCCUAGGAGACGACUCAGCUGCCAGCCAUCGACCGCUGGGCUCCUCCACUCUCUGCCUGCCCCUCGACCAGCACCUCCCUUGCUCCCUGCGUCCCCCAGACCACUCCGUGCCAUGCAGAUGGUGGCCUCUGUGAAUAAACGUUCUUGGUAUUCUUUGUAGAA